AUGGACUCGGCGCUUCAGGCCCGCUUGUUUCCCGGUCUCGACAUCAAGAUCCAACGCAGUAACGGCCUAAUUCACAGUGCCAAUGUAAGGACUGUGGACCUGGAGAAAGCCUGUGUUUCAGUGGAAUGGAUAGAAGGAGGUGCCACAAAGGGGAAAGAGAUUGAUUUUGAUGACGUGGCUGCAAUAAACCCAGAACUCUUACAGCCUCUUCCCUUACACCCGAAGGAUAAUCUGCCUCUGCAGGUGAAUGUGCUGAAACAGAAGCGAAAAUCAGUCAACUCCAAAAUUCCUGCUCCAAAGGAAGGUCUCCGAAGCCGCUCCAGUCGCAUGUCCACUCUCUCAGAGGUUCGCAUUACCCCUAAGGAGGAUGUUAUGGAGGUGGACCUGCCCGUGCGUGCCAAUUCCCGCAAGCAGUUCUUAGUUCCUACUGGCCCCCCUAGGAACUCCUGCCCUGCAGUGGCUGGAAUACCAUUUCCGAUGGUCAGCGAGGAGGUAGACGAGCAAGUCCAUUCCGUGCGAGGCAGCUCUGCUGCAAACCCGGUGAACUCAGUUCGGAGGAAAUCAUGCAUUGUGAAGGAAAUGGAAAAAAUGAAGAACAAACGAGAAGAGAAGAGGGCCCAGAUCUCUGAAAUGAGAACCAGGCGAGCUCAGGAAUAUGACAACAGCUUUCCAAACUGGGAAUUUGCCCGGAUGAUUAAAGAAUUUCGGGCCACCUUGGAUUGUCAUCCCCUUACUCUGACUGAUCCUAUAGAAGAGCACAGGAUAUGCGUUUGUGUUAGGAAACGCCCGCUGAAUAAACAAGAAUUGGCCAAGAAAGAAAUUGACGUGAUUUCCAUUCCUAGCAAGUGUCUCCUCUUCGUACAUGAGCCCAAGUUGAAAGUGGACUUAACAAAGUAUCUGGAGAACCAGUCAUUCUGCUUUGACUUUGCAUUUGAUGAAACAGCUUCAAAUGAAGUCAUCUAUAGGUUCACAGCAAGGCCACUGGUGCACACCAUUUUCCAAGGCGGAAAAGCGACCUGUUUUGCCUAUGGCCAGACAGGAAGUGGCAAGACGCAUACUAUGGGCGGAGGCCUCUCUGGGAAAGCCCAGAAUGCAUCCAAAGGAAUCUAUGCAAUGGCCUCCCAGGACGUCUUCCUCAUGAAGAGUCAGCCGCGCUACCGGAACAUGGGCCUGGAAGUCUAUGUGACAUACUUUGAGAUCUAUAAUGGGAAGGUGUUCGAUUUGCUGAACAAGAAGGCCAAGCUGCGCGUGCUGGAGGACGGGAAGCAGCAGGUGCAGGUGCUGGGGCUGCAGGAGCACCUGGUGAACUGUGCUGAGGAUGUCAUCAAGAUGAUCGACAUAGGCAGCGCCUGCAGGACCUCUGGGCAGACCUUUGCCAACUCCAACUCUUCCCGCUCCCAUGCCUGCUUCCAGAUUCUCCUUCGAGCCAAAGGGAGAGUGCAUGGCAAGUUCUCUUUGGUGGAUCUGGCAGGGAACGAGCGAGGUGCAGACACUUCCAGUGCUGACCGGCAGACCCGCAUGGAAGGCGCAGAGAUCAACAAAAGUCUCCUGGCUCUGAAGGAGUGCAUCAGGGCCCUGGGACAGAACAAGGCUCACACCCCAUUCCGAGAGAGCAAGCUGACACAGGUGCUGCGGGACUCCUUCAUCGGGGAGAACUCGAGGACCUGUAUGAUUGCCAUGAUCUCUCCAGGCAUAAGCUCCUGCGAAUAUACUUUAAAUACACUAAGAUACGCAGACAGGGUCAAGGAGCUGAGCCCCCACAGUGGGCCCAGUGGGGAGCAGCCAGUUCAAAUGGAAACAGAAGAGACAGAAGCCAGCUUUCAGGAGUCUCUGAGCACAACCAAUUUUUCCAAGGAAGAAGAGGAACUGUCUUCCCAGAUGUCCAGCUUUAAUGAAGCCAUGACUCAGAUCAGGGAGCUGGAGGAGAGGGCCAUUGAAGAGCUCAAGGAGAUUGUCCAGCAAGGGUCAAGCUGGGUUGAGCUGGCCGAGAUGACCGAGCAGCCCGACUAUGACCUAGAGACGUUUGUGAACAAGACAGAAGCUGCCCUGGCCCAGCAAGCCAAGCACUUCUCAGCCCUGCAAGAUGACAUCAAGGCCUUACGCUUGGCCAUGCAGCUGGAAGAACAGGCCAGCAAACAAAUAAGCAGCAAGAAACGGCCCCAGUGA
Molecule: messenger RNA, 2166 nt
Organism: Pipistrellus nathusii (Nathusius's pipistrelle)
Lineage: Eukaryota; Metazoa; Chordata; Mammalia; Chiroptera; Vespertilionidae
Source: the annotation of a GenBank genome assembly